Molecule: messenger RNA, 1718 nt
Organism: Galeopterus variegatus (Sunda flying lemur)
Lineage: Eukaryota; Metazoa; Chordata; Mammalia; Dermoptera; Cynocephalidae
Gene: PTER
Product: phosphotriesterase related
Exons: 4
Coding region: 37-1086 (349 amino acids)
Biological process (GO): catabolic process
Molecular function (GO): zinc ion binding; hydrolase activity, acting on ester bonds
Source: RefSeq, a predicted model, not a curated record
CUCAUUUUUGAGCAUCUCCUGGUAGUACCAUCAAAAAUGUCUUGCUUACGUGGGAAAGUCCAGACUGUUCUGGGCCUCGUGGAGCCAAGCAAACUGGGCCGUACCCUUACCCAUGAACAUUUGACAAUGACCUUUGACUGCUGUUUCUACCCACCUCCUCCAUGCCAUGAAGCUAUCUCUAAGGAACCUAUCAUGAUGAAAAAUUUAUUUUGGAUUCAGAGAAACCCUUAUUCCCAUAAAGAGAACCUACAGUUGAAUCAAGAGACAGAAGCCAUAAAGGAAGAAUUGUUGUAUUUUAAAGCUCAGGGUGGAGGAGCUUUGGUAGAGAACACGACCUCUGGAAUUAGCCGAGAUGUGCAGACAUUGAAGUGGCUUGCCGAAGAGACUGGUGUCCAUAUCAUAUCUGGAGCUGGGUUUUAUGUGGAUGCAACUCACUCUUCAGAGACCAGAGCCAUGUCAGUGGAACAGCUUACUGAUGUCCUUAUUCAUGAAAUUCUGCAUGGAGCUGAUGGAACCGGUAUCAAGUGUGGUGUUAUUGGUGAAAUUGGCUGCUCCUGGCCUUUGACUGACAGUGAAAGAAAGGUUCUUCAGGCAACGGCUCAUGCCCAGGCUCAGCUUGGCUGUCCUGUUAUUAUCCAUCCUGGACGGAAUCCAAGUGCACCAUUUCAAAUUAUCCGAGUAUUGCAAGAAGCAGGUGCAGACAUCUCCAAAACAGUUAUGUCACACCUUGAUAGGACUGUACUUGAUAAGAAAGAGCUACUGGAGUUUGCUCAACUUGGCUGUUACUUGGAAUUUGAUCUCUUUGGUACCCAGCUCCUUCAUUACCAGUUCAAUCCGGAUAUUGACAUGCCUGAUGAUAACAAAAGAAUUAGAAGGGUGCGUCUCCUGGUGGCUGAGGGCUAUGAAGAUCGAAUUCUGAUGGCACAUGACAUACACACAAAGCAUCGGCUGAUGAAAUAUGGAGGUCACGGCUAUUCUCAUAUUCUCACCAACAUUGUCCCUAAAAUGUUACUUAGAGGUAUAACUGAGAAUGUACUUGAUAAGAUACUAAUAGAGAACCCUAAGCAAUGGCUAACUUUCAAAUAGGAUGGUUGUUUAUGAAUUCACACCUUGAGCAUCAAACUUGCCAGGAACAUUCGGUGCUUUUAGACCCACUGUGAGUCAUUCAUUAGAGCUACAUAGCACUAAUGACUGAUCAUGUCCUUCUUAUGAGAACCAGAAGAGUUUGCCUUCUCCGAAACUGGCUGACUUAAAUCUGCACUUCUAGGGAGCUACUGAGCCUGAGCCCUAUUGUUUUGCCUUAACAAAAUAAAUACAGAAAAGUAUUUCCAAACAAUGAUUCAAUGUCUAUGUCCCCCAAGUGGAGUUUUUGUUUUUGUUUCCCCCCCCUAAUUUAUCAGCUGCACUACUUGAGAAAUUUAAAGUGCUUCUAGUUAAAUUAUCCCCUUCUGGAGCAAUCUAAUGUUUCUUGUAAUAUUGAUGAUUCUACUAAUCAUCCUGCUGUUCUUUAAUUAAUGCUUAAAUGAAUAAUAUGGCACUUUAAACUAGCUUCUGCAGCAAAGGAAGUUAAAUUUUGAGACUUUUUUUUUCAAAGGAUACAAUUACCAAUUCACAACAAUAAAAAUAUUUUGGAAGGUUCAUUAUAUGUUUUACGUUAUCCACCUAUCUAUAAAUACUUACAAUAAAUCAGUUUGAUGCUUUUGGUUUUCUGGUACCCA